Messenger RNA from Musa acuminata AAA Group (dessert banana), 1636 nucleotides. RefSeq names its product protein MAEA homolog. Lineage: Eukaryota; Viridiplantae; Streptophyta; Magnoliopsida; Zingiberales; Musaceae. The record is from RefSeq and is a predicted model, not a curated record. The coding region runs from base 153 to 1445 and encodes 430 amino acids. The transcript is spliced from 7 exons. Gene Ontology annotation, cellular component: cytoplasm; GID complex; nucleus. Gene Ontology annotation, molecular function: protein binding; ubiquitin protein ligase activity. Gene Ontology annotation, biological process: proteasome-mediated ubiquitin-dependent protein catabolic process.
CCAAGUCUACAGAAGCCGAACAGCUGCGGAUCGACGAUCCAACCUCGACGGUGGAUGCCAUUAUCCACCGCCAUUAAGCCGUCGACGGCCUCGUCCUGCCCUCCGAUCCAUUGUCUUCUUCACUUCCUCUUUUCCCCCCUCUCGCCAGCGGCAUGGACGUGGACAUGGUGAUCGACUCUGCUCCCAACGGCGAUGCCUCCUCCGGCGCCGCAUCCGCCGUCGUUCCUCCCGCCCCCACGGCCCCUGCCGCCCCUGCCGCGUCGGCGCCCCCGCCAUCCACCGCCCGCUUUGCCCAGGUCUCUGAGUCUCUCAGACUGGAGCACCAGUUCGCUAGGGUCCCCUUGGAGCACCUCAAGAAGACGAUACGGACCAAUUACCGCCUUGCCGAGAAGGAGGUCGCCGCCGUGAUCUCGAGCGUCGCCGAGGCCGCCGACCGCCACGACGCCGUGUCGAGGGAUGACGCCCUGACCCAACUCAGCUCCCUCGUUUCCCGCCUCCAGGGCCUCAAGCGCAAGCUGGAAGAAGGGAGCAGGGCGGAGAAUCUGCAGACCCAGAGGUGCCGGGCUCGGCUGGAGCAUUUGGAUUCGGCGGCCAAUACCGAUAAGUUGGCUGAAUGGAAGGAUGUCAGAUUGAGGCGGAUACUUGUUGAUUAUAUGCUUCGUAUGUCAUACUAUGAUACUGCAAAGAAUCUUGCAGAGACCAGCAAGAUUCAGGAACUUGUUGAUAUUGAUGUCUUUCUUGAGGCAAAAAGAGUUAUUGAUUCUCUUCAGAACAAAGAGGUGGCUCCUGCUUUAGUAUGGUGUGCAGAGAACAAAUCCAGGUUGAAGAGGUCUAAGAGUAAACUUGAGUUUCAAUUGAGGCUUCAGGAAUUUAUAGAGCUGGUUAGAGCUGAUGAAAACUUGCGGGCCAUUUCAUACGCCCGAAAAUAUCUUGCACCUUGGGGAGCUACUUAUAUGAAGGAACUGCAGCGGGUUGUAGCAACCUUGGCUUUUAGGCAUGAUACUGAAUGUACAACUUACAAGGUGUUAUUUGAGCCAACCCAAUGGGAUUAUCUAGUCGAGCAGUUCAAGCAGGAAUUCUGUAGAUUGUUUGGCAUGACUAAUGAACCUUUAUUGAAUGUCUAUCUCCAAGCAGGCUUAACCGCCCUCAAGACUCCACUUUGUUACAAAGAGUCUUGCAGCAAGGAAGAUCCACUGUCACAAGAAGGCUUCCGCAAAUUAGCAGAACCACUACCAUUUUCAAAACUGCACCACUCUAAGCUAGUGUGCUACAUAACUAAGGAGUUGAUGGAUCAUGAGAACCCACCACUUGUGUUACCCAAUGGGUAUGUCUACAGCACUAAGGCUCUCGAAGAAAUGGCCAACAAAAACGACGGCAAAAUAACAUGUCCAAGAACUGGUGAGGUCUGCAACUUCACUGAACUUGUAAAGGCAUAUAUUUCAUGAAUCUGGCUUCCAGUAAUUUCACACUGGAAUCAGUAGUUUCCUGGUUACGUUGCCCUUGUAAAGAUUAUCAAAGUUGGUUUGCUUGUUAUGGCCAACUGGCAACGUAGUGAAACUAGGUUACAACAAAACUGUGAUAACAUGUAUGCAAUUUAACAUUUGUGCAAUAUCUACUUUACACUACAGUUCUUUAA